CCAUUCACAACAUCCAUCACUUGACUGAGCUGUCCAUCCAGACUCUUAAAGAAACUGAAGAAGCAGUAUCCAUGACCAACAUGAUGACAUCAACAGUCCUCAUCAGCUUCCUGGCCUGUCUGCUCCUGGUCAAUGUUGAAGGCCAGGUGGGUCAUUCUAAAGCUCGGUGCCUGUGUCUGAAUGGAAUGGUGAACCACGUUAAACCUGUUCUCAUUGAGAAGCUCGAAGUGUACACCUCCAGCCACUCCUGCCGGAACAUGGAGAUCAUUGUCACUCUGAAGAACGGAAAAGGGAUGAAGUGUCUGAAUCCAGAGGCUCCAUUUGCCAAGAAAACCAUUGAGAAAAUAAUGAAAAACCAAAGGAGUGUGCAGUAAAAUUAACGACACCAGUUCAGGUGAGAACUUGAUGGAGAGAGAGCUAUUCCUGAGGAAUGCAAAGAAGACUGCCUGAAAACUGCCUGAAGACAGCCUGAAGACUGCCUAAAUAUAUGUUUACACUGUUGAAUGGUACUUAGAAAGUUGUUUUUUAUAUUUACAAAGUCAGUAUCUG
Messenger RNA from Salmo salar (Atlantic salmon), 549 nucleotides. The record is from RefSeq and is a predicted model, not a curated record. NCBI's taxonomy places the organism in Eukaryota, Metazoa, Chordata, Actinopteri, Salmoniformes, Salmonidae.